This is a messenger RNA of Monopterus albus (swamp eel), 6786 nucleotides long. RefSeq names its product G protein-coupled receptor kinase 3 (gene grk3). Lineage: Eukaryota; Metazoa; Chordata; Actinopteri; Synbranchiformes; Synbranchidae. The transcript has 21 exons. The record is from RefSeq and is a predicted model, not a curated record. The coding region runs from base 1778 to 3844 and encodes 688 amino acids. Gene Ontology annotation, biological process: protein phosphorylation; regulation of signal transduction; G protein-coupled receptor signaling pathway. Gene Ontology annotation, molecular function: G protein-coupled receptor binding; G protein-coupled receptor kinase activity; ATP binding.
CGCCAGGAACGACCCGCUCCGGGUUUUACAAACCUCUCCCCGCCGCAGUGGGAGGAAGUUGAACCACAAAGCGAGUUGUGCCAGUGUGCUAGCGAAAAGUAUAUCAGAAGUAUACUGAGGGGGGUCUUCAGCUGACACAUGUGCCAUAUUGGAACUGGAAAACGAACAACUUAAUCGAGACGAGUGAACGAAACGUUUGGCACACGGCCGCUCGGGAAGUAGGGGACCGACACUUGCUUAAGAUACUCAGGCGAGAGUGAGCGCCUCUAGCCUAGUCUCCGGAGGAGGAGAGUCCUCCUAACACUCGGGUUAACUGACCAAGCAGCUAUGGAUUAUUUUGUGCCAUUUUGCCCUUAUUUUUGACUCCACUACACUUCGGAACACUGCUUUUCUGUUUUUGGACACGCCGCAAGACUUCCCCCAUGCGAGCGUCCAGUUUACUCGCAGACGUUAGCUUAAGUAAAUUUUUCUGAAAUCGAGCCAGUGUUAACUGUUGGUGCCAGCUUGUGACUGUGUUUGCUACUGCCAACGAGGGCAUUUUAAAGUAUCUGCUGAGAUUUAAAAAAAAAAAAAUCCAAAAUAGAUGUGCGGGCGGAUUAAUUACUCCAGUCGUUAGUUAGCCUACUGGUUAGCAGGUUUCAUUUUGCUAGCUAGCGUGGUGGCUAACCAGCAGGCGAACCCAAAUAUCGAUAUUAAGAUUAGGCUAAAACGUCGCUUUCGGACGUUUGGAUUUGGUCGGUGAUUAACCGAUUAUAUCCGCUUGCUUGGACAAGAUUUGGUGCUAAACCUCUUAAAGUGUUAAUCCACAUCUUUUCUGGCGACAUUUUUGCGAUUGAUGAGCCGAUAAGGCGGAACAUUUGAGCCUACACAGGAAGCCAACCAGCAGCUGCGACGGCAACAUAAACAGCAGCGGUGUGUGGAUUUUAGGGAAUGCUAAUCAUGAGUCGUAGCUCGUCUUCAACCUGUGUCUGUGUCACUUUUAUUUGUGCCAAUACGCUCCUGCAUUUUUGAUGAUAAGGACGCCGACCUAGCACCCCGAUGGUACACACUUCACCCUGUCACCAGUAUCCGUCCUCCUGAAUUAACACGUGUUUUAUUAAUAUAAAACGGGUUUUUGUCGAGGUAAAGAAGGAAACGUUGCAAUUUUUUUCUGUGCAGCCACUGAAAUUUGACAAAUUUUCGACAGCUCGGUGGUUUACGUUUGAAGGACAAUCACGAAACACAUGCCGCACUUAAGACAAACUAGUCGUUUGGGCACAUUUCCCACAAGAGGACCAGGGAAAUCCCCAGAGACCUGUAGGAUUUGACAGCUGUCUCCACAUCCAGCAUCUGGUGUGUGAAACCAGUCUGUGAGACCUUUCACAUCACUAUAAAGCGAGGAAGUCCUGGACUCAAACCCAGACCUUCAGUCCUUUCCUUGCAUUAUUUCCCCCCGCUCCUCACAAGACGUCAGAUUUUUUUAACUAAAUGGGAUUACAAGGACGGUGACCUAGCGGGCCUGCUGACUGGUUUUUGAGUAACCUACCACCCAAUGUUUUCCCUCCUGAAUUUCCUUUUUGUGUCACAGUGAUGGUAGUUUGAGGCGAAGUGCACAGACUACAGCCGGAGACAACGACACCAUUCCCGUGGAUGGUCAGCCCUGCCGUGCGCUCAGCUGGCCCUGUCACGCACCUAGGCCCUUGAUGUUGGACAUAUCUUGUCAAAGACAUUGUUUUUAAUUCCCUAAGACAAAACCCAUCCCCGUUUUUUAUUGAUUUGGUCGUCCCAGGGUCGAAAGAUGGCGGACCUCGAAGCAGUGCUCGCCGAUGUCAGUUAUUUGAUGGCGAUGGAGAAGAGCAAAUCUACUCCAGCGGCCCGGGCGAGUAAGAAAAUCAUCCUGCCUGAACCCAGCAUUCGCAGUGUGAUGCAGAAGUACCUCGAGGAGAGAGAUGAGCUGACUUUUGACAAAAUUUUCAACCAGAAAAUUGGCUUCCUGCUGUUCAAGGACUUCUGUCUGAACGAGAUCGACGAGGCCGUGCCACAGCUCAAGUUCUAUGAAGAAAUUAAGGACUAUGAGAAGCUGGACUCGGAGGAGGAGAGGCUGAGCCGCAGCCGGCAGAUUUAUGACGGCUACAUCAUGAAGGAGCUCCUGUCCUGUUCACAUCCAUUCUCUAAAAAAGCAGUGGACCAUGUGCAGAGUCACUUGGCCAAGAAGCAGGUUCCCCCAAAUCUAUUCCAGCCAUACAUAGUGGAGAUCUGUGACAGCUUGAGAGGGAAUAUCUUCCAGAAGUUCAUCGAGAGUGAUAAAUUUACUCGUUUCUGCCAGUGGAAGAACGUGGAGCUGAACAUCCACCUGACCAUGAACGACUUCAGCGUCCAUCGGAUCAUCGGCAGGGGCGGCUUUGGAGAGGUGUAUGGCUGCAGGAAGGCCGACACGGGGAAGAUGUAUGCCAUGAAGUGUCUGGACAAGAAGAGGAUCAAGAUGAAGCAGGGGGAGACUCUAGCACUCAAUGAGAGAAUCAUGCUGUCAUUAGUCAGUACAGGGGACUGUCCGUUCAUCGUGUGUAUGACGUACGCCUUCCACACCCCCGACAAGCUCUGCUUCAUCCUGGACCUCAUGAACGGGGGUGACCUGCACUACCACCUGUCUCAGCACGGCGUGUUCAGCGAGAAGGAGAUGCGUUUCUAUGCUGCUGAAAUCAUCCUGGGGCUGGAGCACAUGCACAACCGCUUCGUCGUCUACAGAGACCUCAAGCCAGCGAAUAUCCUAUUGGACGAACAUGGUCACGUCCGUAUCUCCGACCUGGGCCUGGCCUGCGACUUCUCCAAGAAAAAACCCCACGCCAGUGUUGGCACUCAUGGUUACAUGGCUCCAGAGGUUCUUCAGAAGGGGACAGCGUACGACAGCAGUGCCGACUGGUUCUCCUUAGGCUGUAUGCUCUUCAAACUCCUCCGAGGGCACAGUCCCUUCAGACAGCACAAGACCAAAGACAAACAUGAGAUCGAUCGCAUGACACUCACCAUGAACGUGGAGCUGCCAGACUCCUUCACUGCAGAGCUCAAAGAUCUGCUGGAGGGACUGCUUCAGAGAGACGUAUCCAAGAGGCUUGGCUGCCAGGGCCGAGGAGCCCUGGAGGUGAAGGAGCAUCAGUUUUUUAAAGGCAUCGACUGGCAGCAGGUGUACCUCCAGAAGUACUCUCCUCCUUUAAUCCCUCCCAGAGGAGAGGUGAACGCUGCAGAUGCUUUUGACAUAGGCUCCUUCGACGAGGAGGACACCAAGGGUAUCAAGUUACUGGACAGUGACCAGGAGCUGUACAAGAACUUUCCUCUGGUCAUAUCAGAGCGCUGGCAGCAGGAGGUGGCAGAGACGGUGUACGAAGCCGUCAACUCGGACACGGACAAGAACGAAGCUCGCAAGAGGGCUAAGAACAAGCAGCUGGGCCAUGAGGAGGACUACGCCCUGGGGAAGGACUGCAUAAUGCACGGGUACAUGCUGAAGCUGGGGAACCCGUUCCUGACUCAGUGGCAGCGCCGAUACUUCUAUCUGUUCCCCAACCGCGUGGAGUGGAGGUGCGAGGGCGAGUCACGGCAAAACCUGCUGACGAUGGAGCAGAUUUCGUCGGUGGAGGAAACACAGAUCAAAGACAAGAAGUGUAUCCUGCUGCGCAUCAAAGGAGGGAAGCAGUUUGUGCUGCAGUGUGAGAGCGAUCCGGAGUUUGUGCAGUGGAAGAAAGAGCUGAACGAAGCGUUCACAGAAGCCCAGAAGCUGCUGCGUCGUGCCCCUAAAGUCAUCGGGAAAAGUCAGGCCGGAGUGGUGGAGCUCUCCAAACCUCCCCUCACACACCGCAAUAGCAAUGGCCUGUGAACACACACACAUGCAGUCACACACCCACACACACACACAUAUACACAGCCAAACACACACACUUGACACACACACUGCAUCCCACACUCCCACAACACCUCGAAGUGUGUGUGCGGAUGCCCACCAUCCCCCUGCCGACCACACACUCGCUCCACAUGGCGACCAGUCAUAAGUGUGAUGUAGUUUUUUCCUGCCAUGGGACCUUGCCAGUCACCAAGAGGAAGGACAGACAACGAGGCGAGGAGAGAAAUAAUCGGGAGGACUCAGCAUGUGAAGAACCUCUGCAUGAAUGUGAUGAGGACUAACGCGCGGUCCUCUCUUGUCCCAGUCUCUCUCUUUUCCUUUGUCCUUCCCCGGCAUCCUCCCUGUCUCCCUCACCAACCACCUGGCUCUCUUCAAAUCAGGAGAACAGCAGUGACCUGAUGGCUCCUCCACAGACCCACAGGGCUCAAUGUGAUUACUGUUGGCCUUCUGAGAGGUGUUUCCCUUUGUCUCUCGGAGGCGAUGCAGAUGAGGCCAGGCUUUAGUGGGGAAUGUAUUUUUACAAGAGGAAAAUCAACGAUAAAAGGCUGCUCGACUGGUUCUUCUCAUCACUCUCUCUAGCCAUUCCCCCUGUUACUGAAGUGCAUAAAGUGCCAAUGUCAAUAUUUACUUGAGUCACCCAGGACGGGCCUGCUUUGAUGGCAGGUGUCGCUCCCGGAUGCACAGCGGCCAAGGGCAUUUGUGGUUUUUGUGGGUGUGGGGGUGGUUCAUCAUUCCUUUACAGAAACUGGAAGUACAAGGACCACAGACUCUUACAGAUUGGCUCUUGUACACCCAGUUACCAUAGAGACUGAGAUUUUAUUGGCUAACAAACAGCAGCUGGUUACUAUGGGAACCAUGAAGACUGGUGUACCUGGGGAUGGGUGACCACAGACAGUGGUGUAACUUUAGUGUAUGAAGGCCUCAUUUACAGAAAGAGAUGGCGGUGGAGGGAGGACGGGGCCGUGGAAGUGACUCUAUGUAUAUAAGCAACCCUGUCUCUGUGCAUCUCCAAUGUUUUAGUCUAACGUGUUUGCAUUAUCGAGGACUUCUCUGUCGGUCCGUUUGUGAAUCUUUCCUGGCUUUCAGGGGAGGGAUGAAGAGGAGGAGGCGGAGAAGGCUUGUGUUCCUGCUGGGUGGGGGUGGGGGUGUGAACAGGCAGGAGUCUGACAGCUUUCAAUCACUUGCAGUGCUGCAUUACCUCAGUUGGAUUGUGUCAUGGAGCCGAGACCCUCAUUAGAUGACAAGCACGUACACACUGCAUCAUGUCGCGCAGAUUUUUGGAAAUAAUUCAUCGCCCUGCUCACACAUGAUGAUUUAAAAUUUCAGCGUUGGGCCAGCUGUGGGGGGGAGUCUGAGUGCAGGGGGCUAAUUAAAGGAAGAAUUCACCCUCAAACACCGUGAUCAUAGUCAACAUGGUCUCCCACAUGUUCAAGGCGUUUCAGGUGCUUGGUUUUUUUUUUCCUAUGAAGGGUUGGAAAUCUUUUUUGCACUCAUUCCUGCAACCUGCCUCAUCUACAUGUAGUCCUGUGUGGUUGAUUUGGCCUGCAUUUCCCAGAAUGCCCUUGGACAGCCUGCAGAGAGCAUUUAGCUGUCUUUGACAGAAGUCGGAAAAUAGCAACAACAAAGCGGUUUUUCCAGUACAUUGCAAUUUUUUCCUGGGAAUGCGACUGCGUUGUUGCCAUUGUUAUCGAUUGACUAAUGAUUGUUUUCUAAACGUGUGUUCAUAUAGCACAAAACCCCCAAACAUUCAGUUUUACCUGUGAAAAAGCCCCCAUCAGCUCACACUGGACAAGCUGCAUCCGGGGCCGUGGUUCUGCUUUUUUGAUGAAUGAUUAUCAGAACAUUUCCCAGUAAAGUGUAUGCGUAUGUGGAUCUGAUCGUGCCAAGCAUUGUAUUCUGCCUUCUCAGUCCUGACAGCUGCAGCAGGGUUCUGUACACGCCACGUCCGUUUCUGCUGGAGCAGCUUGUGUCUCUGAAGCCCGUCAUUCACUUGUAAAUCUGUCUAUUGGCAUUUGACUUUAAUUUUUAAUGAUGCACUUCAACUGUUUGUGGCUUUAUGAAAUCUGAUCACGGCUCAUAAAUACUGCGCUGACCAGCUGUCAUUGCCAAGCUGCUGAUGGAACUAUUUCAGGAUCAGACAAACCCGGCGUAAACACAGGUUAAUGAUACAGGUGACAGUUCAGAGCAGCAGCAAGUUGUCAUCCGAGUAAAGCUGUCCACCUGGUUGCCAUCGGGACUCGACACAGACCAUUCAGCUCCUAGAGGUUUUCUUUCACACUGUAUGUUUGUCAUGUGAGUGUGUGAACAGCCGUGCGCUUCAUUCUGGCUUUGUAUCUUCAUCCGGUGGACAGACUUUUUCUCAUUACACAGGUCCUCUGCUCAACUUGAGACAAUUUAAAAAGGAUGGCAUAUAGGAAAAGAUUCAAAGUAUAUAUAAAUAUAUGUGUAUAUGAAAUGACAAAAUGCUCUAGGUUUAUUUAAAAGAUUUAAUGUAGAAAACAAAAUGACAAUGUUCAGGGGAGGUUGGGGUUUUGACGUGACUAGACUUGUUUGUGGUGAAGACUUCAGCUCGAAUCUUGCACAUAAAGACUUUAGAUAUUGUACCUGCGAGUUCCAGAUGAUUAUUUUUGUUUAAAGACCAGACUCUUUGCUCUUUCAUAUUUAUUGCGUGUGUGGGGAGCUGUCUCGCAUCACCUCUCCUCCACGUGUAUGAGCUCUCAGCCGAGAGCUCGCUGUAGAAACCCCUGGUUUACACCCAUCAGAAACUUUCCUUUUCAUAUACCACAGACAAACACAGAUACUACUGGCUUUGGGUUGUUCUGAGAAUACUGAUAUACAGUGAGUACGGAAAGUAUUCAGACCCUUAAAUUUUUCACUCUUUGUUAUAUUGCAGCCAUAUGCUAAAAUCAUUUGUUCAU